AUGGCUGCGUCGGAAUCAGCAACCAAAGACAAGACAGUUGAAGAUGGCACAUCUAAGAAUGAAACAGCUUCAAGUCUGGUACGAGAACAGGAGACACAGCUAGUGGAUUUACUCUUUAGGAUUGAAAUUCAUAUUCUCAACUACAUUUACAACACCACCUUGUUUAUUAGAAAGGCAGCUUAUCUUGCGUCGCCCGUAUCAUCAAUUCAACUAUAUUACAAUACAGAUGACGAAAAAACUAAAUUAGAUCGUCUUUUAUCACUUUCCACAAAAUACUCACAAAAAGUUAAGAACUUGACUCUGUUUAAAUUAUCAUUUCGGAUUUUUUCAACAAUACACCAAUUUGUACAAGAGGAGAUUGACAGAAUCGUGCAAAUUACCACAAAGUUAUCAAACUCACAAGACUAUAUAUUGCAAUCCAUUAUCCAUGUAUUCAUAUUGAGUAAUGAAGUGCAGGACACUUUGCAAUACAUUACAAAACUAUCUGCUCUACUUAACCAUAAAUUAGCCAAUGAAACAAUAGAAAAGCCAUUUAUUAUGACUGAUAAAGAGCUAAAGCACUGGCUCGAGAUCUUGAAUAGGUACAAGUUCCCCAAGAUUGCAAAGAGCAGUGCAACUUAUCAUGAUUAUUCACAACAAUGCCGUGCAGCACACCUACCAGAGAUUGAAAUGACGCUUUACAAAUUGGCAUUGCUCAAAACAUCACAUGAAAUUCGAGUGAUGUUCUACGAUGCUGAUGACUAUUCCAAUACAAUCAUUCUGCAAAUAUCUCAAGCUGAAAAGGGUAAAAAACUUAGAAUGCUAACACCAAAUGAAAGGAAUAAUUUGCAUUUUACUAAAUGCGUAACCAGGCAAAUUGAUUUAGCCACCAAGCUUUUAAAGUUAUUUGCCCAAUACGGGGAAAUAAUUGAUAAAUUUGAAUUGAUUGAAAGGCACGAAUCGAAUAAUGUAAUUCCCUCAACUUCAAAAAUCAAUAACUUCAAGAUAUGGGAGGGAAUAGUUGAAAGGUGCAGAGAUAUCUUUUCCCCAGCGAUUGAGGCAUUAAUAUCUGGAGGUACAGAGGGUAUGACCAAAGUAACAACUUAUAGAGUUGCCCUUAAUAGCUUGGUGGACUUUCAAUUCGAAGCUUAUGCAUUAGCUUCCGAUCUUACAUACAGUUGUGUCCUGGAUAUGGAUCCCAAUGAGAAUAUGUAUGUGUUACGAGCUUUUAUUUUGGAUUAUGUUACGUGUAUGCUGAAAUGGCUUACAUCAUUGAGAGAACUUCUGGUAAUUGAUGAAAGAACGAAUCUGUUGUAUUUUAAUUACCCAUCAGACUGUAAUAUUGAUAUAGGUUUGCGUCAACACCUGCAAUUCACCAACGUAAAGGAAAGGAAGAAGGUAUUGUCAGAGCUCAUAAGCAUCCACCUCAGAAAACUUGAUAAAGAAAGCACAGAACUGGGGAUGAGAAUAUUACGCCAUAAAAAUUUAUUUACAAUCAAACUCCAAUAUUGGGACGGGAUAAUUGAAUCUAUGGGAUUGGAGUACCGCCGAAGCGAAACGACUAAAAGUUAUGUUUGGUGA
Molecule: messenger RNA, 1560 nt
Organism: Lodderomyces elongisporus
Lineage: Eukaryota; Fungi; Ascomycota; Pichiomycetes; Serinales; Debaryomycetaceae
Exons: 1
Coding region: 1-1560 (519 amino acids)
Source: RefSeq, a predicted model, not a curated record